CGGUAGUUUCACGCCCAUUCUGAUAAAUCUUUUGCCAGAUCAUUAUCGCCGAGUCGCCUCAUUCACGCCCACGACCAUCCCUACGGCCUAAAACCUAACGAGACGCCUUCCUCCGACCCGCGAUUUCCGCCAAGGUCUGGCGAUUUCGUGCUUCAUAGGUUGGUACCUGGGGUUGAAUUCAGAAUUAAACUAUCUAUAUAAGCUGGAGGGAUUUUUGCAGAGGAUAUGAGUUUGUUUGUUGAAUGAUUGCGGGCAAAGGAGUUAGCAAUGGCCGUAGCAACCGUUCAUUCGCAGCAUUCUUACAAACCAAAUCCUUUGAGGUCUAUAUCAUGGAGUAAUGGGAAAAGAUUGACACAUUUUGUGACAAGUGUUCAUUGUGUUAAUAAAGUUACCUCAUUGAAGUGCAGAGCCCUUUCAAGUGGAGGUGUUCCCACUGUCCCUAAACAGAGAGUAAAUGUAUUUAAGGUCUCAGCUUUCAGAAGUAGUAGCCAAAAUGACCCUGGAAGCAGUAGUAGAUCAAAGAGUACGAAGAAAUCUGUCAAGCAGCUUUCUUAUGUACCCCAAUGGAGUGAUGAAACAUCAGUUGAGUCUCUCAAGGCACAUAAUCUUCCCAUUUCAUACCCUUCGGAAACAGUUGAGGCAACAACAGAUGACACUGUGGCUAUACGGAAACUUCUCAAGCACUGUCUGUCAAUGUUGCGGGCACCAUCUUCAAGCCCGGCGAUCGGUGAAAGUGUAGAAGGACAAUCAUCAUCUAUUGAAGAUGUUGAAACACAAAAUCUGGUCCAACAAAAGGAAAGAGGAAACAUUAUACAUGCAUUUUGGAGCUUUAUUAUGGGCCUGGGUGCAACCAUUAAGAUAACAUUUUUGAUCUGUGUUCCCUUUUAUCUGGCCGUUAAUUCAGCUUAUGGACCUGAAGUUUCAAAAGAGUUGACGCCACUAUGGAUUGUUGGACCAUUUAUUGUUGCUUUCUACGUCACGAUGCUCCGAGCCAUUGGCGCGCUUUAUAUCUUCUGUUUUAAGCGGGCAGUAGAAGUCGUAAAAAACCUUCCAGCCUACUACGGGUUGGCAUAUGAUUACAUUGCUCAUGGGAAGCUCAAGGAAGAAAUCAGAGCACGCUUGUUGCAGCCUGUGGUUGAUAUCAAGAACACAGACUACAGAAAACUGGCGAUGAGUAAGAUGGAGGAUAUGAAAGUGGUUUUGGCAGAGAAAUAUGUGGACUUCACGGAGUCAAUUUGGCCUUAUUACUGCCGAACAAUCCGUUUUUUGAAGAAGGCAAACCUAAUCUAGGCUGAAAAAAGUUCGAUGUCGACGAUAAAGAGAUACGAAAAUAUUGAGGUAUUUCUUUUUUUGCAUAUUUUGUUCAUCUUUGUGUUUUUUUUUGUUUGUUUGUGAAGAGUAAGAGUUGAACCCUUUCUUGUAACACUACAAAUUUAAGUUUUGGGUUUAGCGAGCAUUGUAUCUUGAUUCCAUCAGAUCUUGAUUAUUAUGAGCUUAGGGUCCUUCAUACUGAAGCUUCUUGUUGUAUUAACCAUCAAAAGCUCUCACAGUUUAUUCUAUCU
Molecule: messenger RNA, 1562 nt
Organism: Cuscuta campestris
Lineage: Eukaryota; Viridiplantae; Streptophyta; Magnoliopsida; Solanales; Convolvulaceae
Source: the annotation of a GenBank genome assembly